AUGGACAGCAAAGGGCAAGGGGCAUGUUCUUCUUCUUCAUUCACAGCUGAUCUCUUUGGCACCACUCAAUCACCACCAGUGUCUUCAGCUGGGAUUUUUGCUUCUAUGUUUCCACCUCCAGCCACGGCUCUGCGUUAUGUAGACCAUCUUGAUAUUAGUUUUAGUAUCUAUUCUUAUAGGGUUCAGGUUUUAGGGAGGAAAACUUCAGGCUCUGAGGUGAUGGGAUCUUGGCAAAAACAGUCCUCUGGAAAUCAAGCGUGGAACCCUAAACAAGGAUCUCCAGCCAAUAUCCACGCUGCAAGCUAUAGCAUGCCAAACAAAGACAGGAAUUCUGUUUUCCAGGAAGAAAGAGUGGAACCAUGUCAUCUAAGUUCAUCCCUAUACUACGGUGGACAAGACAACUACUCUCAAUCCCCAAGUACCCAACUGGCUGGAUCACAUCCCGUAUUUAAAAAAGAUGGGGGAGAAGAUGAUCCUAACGGCAACCCUCACAGUGCUUCCAGAGGAAAUUGGUGGCAAGGAUCGCUUUAUUAUUAG
This is a messenger RNA of Dovyalis caffra, 537 nucleotides long. NCBI's taxonomy places the organism in Eukaryota, Viridiplantae, Streptophyta, Magnoliopsida, Malpighiales, Salicaceae. The record is from the annotation of a GenBank genome assembly.